AUGAGGUAUCGUGUUGACCUCGUGUUCCUAACCUUGAUAGCGCUGGUAAUUGGCAAUACGUUUAGCGACGAGAUAUCGGCUGAAAAUGCUGAAGUUCCUACACAUUCCGACAAUGCUAUCGCCACAAUCGACAAGAACACACGCAGUUUUGUGGCCGCGACUCGCGGGUCAGCCUACUCCCUGACUUUGACGACGUUCCUGACUGAUGCUGCACAUUUGCACUAUGCGGUACUUCCUGCGGGUCAACCGACGCUGGAUGCAGCCGGUAUCAAGACUGCGGCGGCCCAGUGUCGCUUGGAUGUGGGUACAACAAAUGAUGUACGACCGGGCAGUGCAGUAUCGAGAGUGCAGGAUGCGGGUGUUGUGGCUGCAGAAACGGUCACGGUGCCCAAGGCCCAAAAGGUGGCUCCGGGCGAUGGAGAAGUUCGAAGUGAGGUGAUUAACUUUUCAGGCAAAGUGCGUACUCAUGCGCUCGCACCAGAAGUGACAAAACUGGUCAUCGCGUUGUCUGAUGUUUAUGCGGGGACGGGAACGGCAACUCGCAGUACAGACGACAUCAGCGCGCUGAGAAAUACUACAAUCCGUGGAAAAUUCUCCAUGCGCAACUUCUCGAGCGUCGAGGACUUCCAAGCAGGUCUCCAGGAAAGUCACCACGCGAACAUCACGGGACUGCAAAGCGGCACUUUGUACAAAGUGAAGCUGCGUGCAGAAACUGCAGGGAGCAACGGACUCUUCGGUCUUCGUGAGUUCACAGCAGAGGCCACGACACACCAAGUGCCGCCCCGUAUCCUGGCUGCUGCUGUCCAAGCUACCAAUAAAAGUGUGGAUUCCCUUACUCUCGUGGUGGAUUUGGAGCAGCAACAAGGCAAUGUUCACUAUGUCCUCACCGGUAAAAGUGGAGCUGCUGGCAGUCUUCGUGGCGUGUUCCAGCAAGCCACAAGUGUGGAGCAUCUUCACAGCCUACUGCGAGACCGAUCACCUCGUGACUUCGAAGAGAAUGCCUACAGGACUGGAGUGGUUGCCUUCAUCUCGGAGGAGAAAGUCUCUGUCUCGGAUACUCGCAACCCGAAUGUUGCGGGGCCCGGGAAACCGGAAGAAAAAGCAGAAGUGGAAGCGUUCAGGCAACAAUUUGAGAUCACGGGACUUGAAGACGCGACGUCGCACUUUGUUGUGCUGCUUCCAGAAACUACCAAGAGUUUUGGUCUAUUCGGUCGUCCUUUUACCUCUCUACUGGAAGCCCACACGAACGAAAAUGCCUCGGAGAUUGAGCUGCUUUCAGCCAAGCCUCUCCACGGGAAUACUACCGCCGUCCAGCUCGAAGUAAGCAUGACGAAGCCGAAAGAUGUUCUCUUCUUGUGCCUCAACUCGCUGUUUGCAGCGGACGUUCCGGACGUGGGUUUGGAUAGUUGCCGAGAAGUGGACAGGGCCAGCUUGGAGACUUCAAGAGUAUCCCCCAACGUCCUCACCUUUACUGUCGGAAAUCUCAGCGAAGACACCGAGUAUCAUGUCGCGCUGUACGCUGAGAACUCUCUUCGCAACGGCGUAGUAAGCGAACGGAGCGCAGAGCAGUCGGUACGAACAUACAAGAGCGCACCGCGGGUCAUUGAGACGUCUGCACAGCCUACAGCUGCUUCAUCAUCGCAGAUCGACGCACAAGUUAUAGUGGAGCCAGAUUCCUCGUGCAUAGUCCACUAUGUUGUUCGUGAAGCGCAGGAUUCCAUGGCGACUGAGGCACAGAAGCCAAUGGAUGCGGCUACAAUUGUAGAGCAUUCCUCCAGUAAGGAUACUCGUUCCCAGCUCCAGCAUCGACUACCGUCAUCCUCUUCAUCUUUCGUAAGCGGUGGGAACGUAUUUACCGAGUCUGGUGCUGCUAAUACGAGCUUCAAAGUUCAAGAACUGCGUGCCAAUACGACGUAUGAAGUUCUCGUCGUAACGGAGACGAGUCGAGACGGAAACAGUAGCGGAGUCCUCGGAGAGCUCGUGACGUUCAAUGUUUCAACGCACGCUUUAGCUCCUAAAAUCGUGCUGGCAACUGUGGAUCCUAUUGAUGGCAGCACCGACAGCGUCGUUAUUACUGCCAAUCUAUCACACCCUGGAAUGCUUCACUACUUCCUCAGCGACGUCGACUUCGCAGAUCCUGCAGUUAUCAGCCACAGCAACGAGGCGAAGCGCAUACCUCACGAACUACGAGGACAGCUAGAGGUGCUGCAGGAGCAUAUUUUGAUGGAAGUUAUCAACGGUACGAACGACACUCGACCCACCGAUCCACUCGUGUUUGUACACAACACUACAGUGAGUGGCCUCAAGUCUGGCACGACGUAUCAUGUGUCUCUCGCCACUGAGACCUACGGUAGCGAAGGCGUCUUUGCCGAAUUCCCACCUCCAGUGCUGGUGAAUACUCAUCUUGGGCCUCCAGUGAUCAUUCCAGAGAAGCUGUCGAUACAUCCGGUGGACGGAUCGAGCUCAGCACUUGCCAUAGACUUCGAAUUGGAUCGCUUUGGAGACGUCCACUACGCGCUGUUCUUCCGUGGUCUUGUACCUGACAGGAGUCUCGAAUUUGAGGCUUCAGUAGAGAGAAUCGAGGACAAAAAGGAGGACACGGGGAACGAGUCGACGCCAAUCUGGCCGCCACCGAUUAGCACGUUUGAUCUGCAGAAGUUGGACGGCUCGAUGCUCAAGAAAGCGGAGCUAGAGGAGCUUGGCGUGGGUGUCUGGGUGAAUGACUCCAUAUCGGUGUCUCGAGACGAUAUAACGCGCGGCAAAAUGACGCACAAGGAGAUCGAUAAAUUGCCAGCUAACGCACUGUUUGACGUGUGUCUUAUGAGUGAGACUGCAGCCAGUGGCGGUAUAUUGGGCUGGCCGUCGGACGGUAGCGCUACUGCGUGCCACAGAGUUGCUACACACGCAGACUACACGAACCAGUCGACGCUGUUGGACGAGAUAUCUGUACACCCUUUAGGCAGUCGAACGGACGGGAUCCGUAUCAAUCUCAACGUCUCGAAGCUGCUGAACGCCCCGCAGACAACUGACGGUACAGGCCUUGAGCGAUUUGGUCGAGCAACCGGCAGAGUGCCCUAUUUUGUGCUGAUCGACGCAAAAUCAAGAUCUGGACGUGACCUGAAGGCGUUUUCUUCUCAUCGAGGUGAAGUUACUAGCGCCUUUAAACACGCUUCUCCUGGACAUGGCGACGGCGUCGUGGCUGCCGGAGUGUUGUCGAAUAUAACGCAUGAGAACGCUACUGCUCUGGUAAUCGAGCAGCAAGUGGUCGGCUUGGAGGCCAAUCACGAGUAUUUGCUCUUCUUCGCGUACGAGACCAGCGGCAGCAACGGCGUCUUCACUCGGAUCAAUCCUCAUAAGCUACGAGGCAACAAUUCGCGCUCCGAGAAUGACGGUAUCCCAGUCACGACGUACGAAUCUGCUCCUCGCAUCCCGAAAGCCAAAGCCAACCCCACGUUUGGUCAAACCUCCAGCAUCACAGUGAAGUUUGACAUCUCGUGCGACUCCUGCGAGCGUGCGCUGGUUCAUCUACUCGUUUAUCCAGACACUUGUAAAACUCCAGAGUCUGUGGCUGAUACGCUGCGUUUGGAUCAAUUUGCUGGCUCAGAGACUAAUGUGAGCAUCGUGAACUCUAGUGAAGUAACUGGAGACUGCAGCACUCCGUUGGUGCAAAAGCGCGUGGCGUUUGCAAUUUCCGAGCGACAACACAACCGGAACGAUCUCGAAGAGGAACUUGGCGACGGAAAUGUGCUCUCAGCCAACACCAGUUACGUGGUUCUGUUAGCGACCGAGACUGUAGGUGCUCACGGCGUGUUGAGUGCGAGAUUCGAGGAACUGCGAGUGCGAACACAUGCCCCAGCACCGAAACUCACAAAAUUUCGACUGGAGCCUCGCGCAGGGUCUACGACGGAGUUGGUGUUAACGCUCGCUCUUGAUCGUCCUGGUGAAGUGCACUACAUGCUUGGAGCUUCAGACAACGCCGAGUUUAACGUCACGUCGCCUCAUAACAUCAGCAGUAAAGGAGUUCCAACCGGUGAUCGUCAUGGACGCAGUCGAGAUGCACACAACUAUCGGCCAGAAAUUGUACGCACACGACGAAGUGUAACGUUGUCGGACGGUGAGUACGUCGAGCUCGUGGACUAUUUGCUGCCCGGUACAAGCUACAGUCUAUUCAUUGUGUCGGAGGCUUUACCGGCAGAUCACGGCGUCUACGGCGUCAUCCACGAGGUGAAGGACGUCUCGACAUUCGCCAACGCGCCGAUUCUGUUGGCGCACGCGGCGUAUCCGACACCGGGGACCACGGAAUCGCUAACUGUGGGCUUUCGCAUGGACGCACCGGGCCUUGUGUACUUCUCCGCUGUUGCAGUGGAACCCUGGAGUCUCACGCAUCAUGUUGCUAAAGGAAGUGACCGGUUCGGCAACCGCUUGGCGCUGCAAGACCGACUUGUAGCGCAGAAGAGCCUGGAAGUCGAUGGAGCGAGUAUGGAGCUCGAAAGCGACAGCGGGUGGCGAGAAAUGAUUCUGCAAGUGCCUCAGACUGGAGUUAACUAUACGGUUCAUCUCGUUACGGAGACGAAGGACAGUGGAGGCAUUUACGGUACUGUGGCCACUCACGCUGGCGUUCGAGCUCAUUCAGAGGCCCCAGAGCUGGUUAAUGUGACGGUUAACCCGACCGACGCUCGUGUGGAUGCGCUUACAGUGAAUGUUACGCUAAGUGAGCAUGGCCACGUGCACUACGUCGCUGUACCUACUGGACGUGGCUCGGAGCCUCCGUCGAACGAUCAAUCAACCGAGCUGAGUGUACGUGCAAGUGGCAGCAUCGACGUUAAUGAGACCGCAGGGAGCCAGGAGACAAGCUUUGUGAUCGAUGGACUCACGGAAGGCACUUCGUAUGAUCUUUACUUCCGUUCGGAGACAUUUGAGAGUUUUGGAGUCUUUGGAUCAUGGACGAAACAGGCUGUGACAGCUCGAACGCACGGUCUGCCGGCUGAUGUUCUACCGGAAGCAGUGGAGUGCAAGGUGACGCCAUCGUGUGAGCAACGCGGACGUGAAGCUUGCUCGCGUAAGGCCAAUAUUUGUGGGAAGUGUCUUGAAGGGUAUGGAGCGGUGGGUGAUGAAGAGAUACCGGAAGCCGAUGAGCCGUGCGUGAAGCUGACACCCACGAAAGCCAAACGAGGCCCGAAGAUCAAAAUUAACAGUGUGACGCGUAACCCAAACUUGCCAGCAGAGAGUGAGAAUGACGAGGACCAUGAACUUGUGCCUCCUGCGCCUACGGAACACGCUGCGCUUGAACAACCAGUUGAUCUCGAUGCGGUAGAGCGUGACUCGAUGCAAGCGAAGGAAGAGCCGGAGGUCAUUCACGAACCCCAACACGAAGAGCCAAUAGCAGAUAAUGUGAUGCAAGAAUCAAAGGAAGAGAUAUCGGAGCUGCUCGAAGCGAUCGAGCAACCUGUCGAACCUCAAGUGCCAGUUUCUACCACGCCAGAUCAACAUGUUGACGUCGGUGUGGCCGAGAUCAUCGCCGAACCAGAACCGAUUCCAGACGCUUACGAGACCUCAGGGUGCCCAUUGAACUCGCAACCAAGUGCCUCUGGCUUGUGCGAGUGCAUAUCCGGAUACGAGGUAGACGAAGGAGGCACCAGUUGUGUCCUCUCUCGUAUGACCACGGUAGCUGAAGCUGCUGCUACGGCCUCAUCAGCUGCCUUUGAUAUUUUCAGCGCUCAUCAUCAGGUUCCUGGCCAAAGCAUGUAA
Phytophthora infestans T30-4 is the source of this 5748-nucleotide messenger RNA. RefSeq lists its product as uncharacterized. Lineage: Eukaryota; Oomycota; Peronosporomycetes; Peronosporales; Peronosporaceae. The transcript has 6 exons. The record is from RefSeq and is a predicted model, not a curated record. Gene Ontology annotation, molecular function: protein binding. The coding region runs from base 1 to 5748 and encodes 1915 amino acids.